AAAACCUUAAAGAAUCGUCUGCGUGGUUCUACUCUAUACUCUGUCCUCUUCUUCUCCUUUGUCACACAAAUUUUUAACAUUGAAAACGUGUGAACGCCUGGACGGUGUACUCAUCAAUUUUCAGUCGUCAUCCAUCUUUCCUUCCUUUUCUCCCUGUAUAAAUACAAAAAUCCCACUCACUAUUAGCCCACCCAGGCUGAAUUCGCGACUCAAAAAAAAAAAACUCCAAAUUUUUACACUCCCAUUUCUCAACACUGGAAUUAUCUUUUUCUCAACGUAACCCAGAUAAGUUUCUUUAAUUGUUGAUCAAUUUUUUGGAGUUCGCUAGUUAAAAAAAGAAAAACAGAGAGAUGGCAUUAAGUAAACAAAUUCUGGGUUCGUCUCUGUUGGAGAAAAGAUCACCGUUUCUUCUAUCGGAUUAUCAGAACGGGCCGGGUCAAUUAUGGAGCUUAGGUACGAGGAAAGAAGCGGGGAGGUUUAGUAAGAGCAUGUCCGUAAUUAGGAGUCGUCCGGUGGUGGCGGCGAUAAGUGAGAGGAGGAAUUUGAUCAGAGAAGGAAUGACGGUGGAAGCGGUGGCGCCGGGAGAAAAUGCGGCGGAGUUGACGGUGAGGGCGGUGGUGACCGUGAAGAACAAGCAUAAGGAGGAUUUGAAAGAAUCGAUGUUGAAACAGUUGGACGCUUUGACUGAUCGAAUGGGAAGAAAUGUCGUGUUGGAGCUUGUUAGUACCGAGGUUGACCCAAAAACAAAAAUUCCAAAGAGAAGCAGGCCAGCAAUACUAAGAGACUGGUCGAAGAAAUCAAAUCUGAAAACAGAGAGAGUAAAUUACACAGCUGAAUUUAGUGUGGACAGAGAUUUUGGAGUGCCCGGAGCAAUCACUGUAAUUAACAAGCACCAGCAAGAGUUCUUCUUGGAGAGCAUAACUCUGGACGGUCUUCCUUGUGGCCCGGUACAUUUUUCCUGUAAUUCUUGGGUUCAAUCCAAAAGAGAUCAUCCUGGCAAAAGGGUCUUCUUUUCUAAUCAGCCAUACUUACCAAGUGAGACUCCUGCUGGGCUAAAGGCAUUAAGGGGCAAAGAGCUUCGAGAUUUAAGGGGAGAUGGCAAAGGUUGCAGGAAGUUGUCCGAUAGAAUAUAUGACUAUGCUACAUACAAUGAUUUGGGAAAUCCUGAUAGAGGAAGUGAAUUCGCCCGGCCAACCCUUGGCGGCGAGAAAAUACCGUAUCCAAGGAGAUGUCGCACUGGCCGUGCCCCAACUGAGACUGGGUAUUUGGUCAGAAUGUUUUCUGAAUGUCUUGAUAUGUGCCCUGCCAGAUUUGCAAUCUGAAAGCAGAGUAGAGAAGCCAUUGCCAAUGUAUGUGCCUAGAGAUGAGCAAUUUGAGGAAUCAAAAAAAGAUGCAUUCUCAACCGGGAGGCUAAAAGCAGUGCUUCACAACUUAUUGCCAUCAAUCAUGGCCAGCAUUUCUGCUAAAAACCAUGAUUUCAAUGGCUUUUCAGACAUUGAUAGCCUCUACAUUGAAGGCCUACUCUUGACCCUGGCAAUGAAAGACGAAAUGUUGAAUAAGAUGUCAUUGCCCCAGGCUGUACACAAAUUCCGCGAGGGUGACAUACUGAAAUACAAGGUUCCCAAGAUUCUUUCAAAAGACAAAUUUGCAUGGUUGCGAGACGACGAAUUCGCCAGGCAAGCAUUAGCAGGGGUAAACCCUGUGAGCAUUGAGAGGCUCCAAUCAUUUCCACCUGUGAGCAAGCUUGAUCCUGAAAUUUAUGGCCCUCUGGACUCUGCAUUGAAAGAAGAACACAUUGUUGGCCAUCUCAAUGGAAUGACAGUCCAACAGGCUUUGGAAGCUAACAAGUUGUACAUUUUGGACCAUCAUGAUGCCUACUUGCCGUUUCUGGACAAGAUUAAUGCCCUUGAUGGUCGUAAAGCAUAUGCAACUCGGACCAUAUUCGUCUUGAGUGAAUUGGGCACUCUCAAACCCAUAGCUAUAGAGCUUAGCCUCCCACCCGGCAGCCCAGGUUCCCGAUCCAAACGGGUCAUUACGCCACCUGUAGACGCCACUACUACUUGGAUGUGGCAGUUGGCUAAGGCCCAUGUUUGUGCCAAUGAUGCUGGUGUACAUCAAUUAGUUAACCAUUGGUUGAGAACACAUGCUUCUGUGGAACCGUUUAUACUAGCGGCCCACAGGCAAAUGAGUGCAAUGCAUCCCAUUUUCAAGCUGUUAGACCCACACAUGAGAUACACAAUGGAGAUUAAUGCAUUGGCCCGGCAAGGUUUGAUCAAUGCUGAUGGUGUAAUUGAAUCUUGCUUUACUCCUGGCCGUUACUGCAUGGAAAUCAGUGCUGCUGCUUAUAAAAAUUUCUGGCGUUUUGAUAAGGAGGGCCUCCCUGCUGAUCUCAUUCGCAGGGGGAUGGCCGUACCAGAUGCAACAGCACCAUAUGGGUUAAAGCUAGUACUUGAAGACUAUCCCUACGCAGCAGAUGGGCUCAUGAUAUGGACUGCCAUCGAGAAUUGGGUCCGUAAAUAUGUCAACCGUUACUAUCCAGACCCAAGCCUAGUGUCUAGUGAUCAGGAACUCCAAGCCUGGUAUGCCGAGUCCAUUAAUGUAGGCCAUGGUGAUUUACGUGAUGCAGACUGGUGGCCAAAGUUAGCCACCCCAGAAGAUCUCACGUCCAUCCUCACCACUCUCAUUUGGCUAUCUUCGGCACAACACGCAGCCUUGAAUUUCGGGCAGUACCCGUAUGGUGGUUACGUGCCAAACCGGCCACCACUCAUGCGACGGUUGAUUCCCGAUGAAAACGACCCAGAGUAUGCAGUGUUCUUAUCCGACCCGCACAAGUAUUUCUUGUCAGCAUUGCCUAGUCUGUUACAAGCCACAAAGUACAUGGCUGUAGUGGACACAUUGUCGACACAUUCGCCUGAUGAGGAGUACCUUGGCGAGAGAAAUCAUGCGUCAACCUGGACAGGCGAUGCCGAGGUGAUCGAAGGGUUCUAUGAAUUUUCAGCUGAGAUUGGAAGGAUUGAAAAGGAGAUUGAGAGAAGGAACUGCAAUGCACAACUGAGGAAUAGAUGUGGUGCCGGGGUGCUACCUUAUGAACUUUUAGUACCUACAUCUGGGCCUGGAGUGACAUGUAAAGGUGUACCCAAUAGUGUGUCUAUAUGAGAGCCCAACCUGUUUCUUAUUACUUAGGCCUCAAUUUUUUAAAUAAACUGAGCCCACUGAAAAGUAUUGGUGGUUCCUCGUUCUAUAAUUUUAGAAUUAACUUUUUGUAGCAUGUCCUAGGAAAAAUGAGCGCUAUGUAUAUAAAAAAAUGCUCAAAAUUCUAAUAUAGACACUAUUCUCUCUUCCUUCUAAUGGUUUAAUUAAUAGUCAUCUAAAACUUAAAAAAAAUCAAUUUGUCCUAAUUUGUCACUUGGGA
Molecule: messenger RNA, 3412 nt
Organism: Oldenlandia corymbosa var. corymbosa
Lineage: Eukaryota; Viridiplantae; Streptophyta; Magnoliopsida; Gentianales; Rubiaceae
Source: the annotation of a GenBank genome assembly